Molecule: messenger RNA, 8819 nt
Organism: Papilio polytes (common Mormon)
Lineage: Eukaryota; Metazoa; Arthropoda; Insecta; Lepidoptera; Papilionidae
Gene: GEFmeso
Exons: 11
Coding region: 222-7109 (2295 amino acids)
Molecular function (GO): guanyl-nucleotide exchange factor activity
Source: RefSeq, a predicted model, not a curated record
GUCGCCGCGUUGUGGUUGUGUAUGUGAUUCUCCGUGCUCGAUGCGAUCGCGUUUGUAUCGAGCGCAAUGUUUUUUUGUUUAUAAACAAAUACUUUCAAUAUAACAAUGUGUUUGGUGAAAUAAGAAAGUUUGUUGUCGUGUAUUUUGUUAUAUUGUUAUACAAUUAAGCAGUUUUAUUUGCAUAAUGACUAGUUAACGCAUGUUAUACGAGAGGCUCGAAGAUGGACGGGGCGAACGCUGACUCAGAUCAUUCUAUGACUUGGGAGGAUUUUUUCGGUAGUACAACAGAUCUCACGCCGACGUUAAUCGGCAUAUACGAUUCGCUAUUGGAACCUGACAAAAGUCUGAGACCUGAAGCCAGUCCGUUGGAAAAAGCCAAAGAUGCAAGAAACGACCCACCUGUGCCAAACCAAACACACAUCAUGACCGAUAAAACAAAGGAGGAAGUCAACAAUACAAAUGUAUCAAGAUCCCCACCGAAAGAUCCUUCCAAAAUAAUUGGCAGUGUUAAAUUGCCUAUCGCGACGCUGAACAAAAGUUCUUUAUAUAGUAUUCGAACUAUCAGUGAUAAUAAUGGUGCUAGUGAAAGUAAUAAACGUGACCUCCCAUCCAGUGAUAAUGUACUUGUUAAAGAUCACAAACUACAAAGGACUUUUAAAGAAACCAAACAAAUAUCUGAAACGACGACGUUCGAUAAUCUAUCUCCAAACGUUAAACGAAUGAUAUCGAGCGCUUCUGAAACUACAACGUUAAAGUUCCAAAAGAAAAGUGUCAGUACACUAAGAUCUUCUACGAGGCAUAGAUGCAAUAUCCCUUUAGUAGGAGCUACCUCAAAGAUAUCACAAUCUGUAGAAAUUUACGAUCAACCGUCAGGCCUUAAAAGUAUACCCAAAUCGGUAUCUGAAGAUAACUACGAAUUACCAUCAAAAAUAAUCGCAGUAAAACCUGACUUUAGAAUAGAAACAGAUCAAACGUAUGAUAUACCAACGAAUAAUAUGCCAGCGAUUUACGAUGUUCCCAACUCGAAUAAGACUGCAUUCGAAUCGUUAUCUCUACCUUACAUCGACCAAUCAAUCGAACUCUCUAUAACGGGCAACGAUAGAGAAUUUGAUAUAAAAUUGUCAUCGAAAGAAUGUUCUCCACAAAAGCCGGAGCCUAAAGGUUCACCUGAAGGAUCACCUGCCAAGUCACCUAAACUCCUCAACGUUGGGACUAACAGCUUGCACAGAAGAAACUUAAUACCGUCAAAAGAGACUGUUCAAAAUCAAUUAAUGAAAACUGGACCAUAUCCAGAGACAAUAGCAUCUACGGGCAAUUUAAAAUCAUGUGCAGUCCCGGAAAAAGAAGUACCAAGAUUGAAUCCCCCAAUAGUAGAAGUGACAAGACCAUUAUCUAUGAGUUCCAUUGCCUCUUCUAGUUCAACAUCAAGUAGUGGCGUUCAAAAUAAAGGAGGAGUGAACUCCGCAUACUUGGCUUCGAUCGAGAGUCUAGACGAUCAUAGUGACGUCGACAUGACGUCUGCUAAUGGCAGCACUAACUUUGUUAAUAAUGCGGGCAUUUUAAACCCGAGCGUGUCUGAAGGGUGUUCUGAGAAUUUGCCACAUCAGCAGACAUUGGACGAGAUGUCAGGGUUGUCACAACUGGAGAGAGUGUGUGCAGAGAUCGUCCAGACUGAGAAGGUCUACGUCGAAGAUCUGAGGCAAGUCGUAGAGGGCUAUCUACACGUGUGGAGGCGGGACGCGACAUUCUCAGAUGAAGAAUUGUCGGAACUGUUCAAUAAUAUUGAAGAUAUAUACACUUUUAACAGGUCCCUGUGUGAAGAGUUAAACACCUGUAGAUUGGACGCGACCUGCAUUGCUCGUUGCUUCGUCAACAAUACUGCCGGAUUCGCUGUCUAUACAUCGUAUUGUACUGGAUAUCCACGCACUAUGGAAAGACUAGCUGCACUCGCUUCUAAGCCUCAGAGCGCAAGGGAAUUUAGAGAGAGACAGAUGGAGUUACAGCAUCCACUCCCAUUGGCUUCUUAUUUAUUAAAACCGGUUCAAAGGAUCUUGAAGUACCAUCUGUUGUUGCAAAACGUGGUGAAGCAAUGUGCAUCACGAGAGACGGAGUACGCGCUGCUCAAGAUGACUGGAAUCGCGCACCACAUCGACGACAUGAAACGACGACACGAACACGCAGUUCGAGUGCAGGAGAUCCAGUCCCUGCUGUACGGCUGGAAUGGUCCGGACCUCACGACUUACGGAGAGCUGUGUGCCGAAGGGACCUUCAGAGUGUUCGGCGCGAAGGCGAUGCGGCACGCCUUCCUCUUCGAUAAAAUGCUACUCGUCACCAAGAACAGGGAGGACGGCAUACUUGCUUAUAAGUCGCACAUCAUGUGCAACAAUAUGAUGCUGGUGGAAUCAAUAGCGGGUGCGCCGCUCUCCUUCCACGUGAUCCCGUGGGACGCGCCGCGCGCUCAGCUCACGCUGCAGGCGCGCUCGCCGCGACACAAGCGGGAGUGGACCUUAUUGUUAAAGCGGGUGAUAUUGGAAAAUUACAACGCCGUCAUACCUUCGCACGCGAGACAGCUGGUGAUGGAACUGGGACAGAACAAAACUGAUGACGACAUGUUAGCGGAGAAAUCGCACAAUCUCAUAACUCAAGCAUCAAUGAGAAAACAACUCUCAGCACCAGAGUAUCUAGAGAAGAGAAAACUAGAAAGAGAAAGAAGGAAAUCAUUCGAAAACGGUAUACGAGGUAGACUUAAAAAGGGUAAUAGAAAAUAUACAUUACCUAACUCAAGAACUGAAACUAUCGAGUGUGAUUGUCUUCAAUAUUCAGCGGAGAAAGGGACAGACUAUACUUGCGAUAACUGCUAUAUAGAUAUAUGCUCCGAUUGUGAAACAGAAAUAUCCAACAAGGAUAAAGUUAGAGAGAGACAGUGCGAUUGUACUGAGACGAACAAGACUGGAGAAAAAUGCCCAGAAUGUGAUAGAUCUCUACAUUAUAUAGAUUCGGGCAGCGCUGAACAUUUAGAAAGGAAACAAGCAAGUUGCAAAUGUCCCGAUUUCAAAUCAUCACAAGAAAGCUUUAGCAAAGAAUAUCCAGGUUCUUUAAACAAAACUAGAGGCUACCAUUCGUCUGAUAAUAUCAUAGGAUAUACUGACUCAAGAACGAGUAAAGACGAUCUAAGUGAUACGAAUAAUUCAUUAUCCAGCGUAAAAAAUAUACCGAAAACUUGCCUCAAAUGUACUAAAAUCAAAGAAAACAUUCCCGUAACAGACUCCUUACAGACUUUACAUACCAGAAGGUCUAGAUGUAUUGAUAUCGAUAGACCUAAAACUGAUAAUCUCAGAUCGAAAUCUAAAGAUGAUCCACAAAGAUCUAAAUUAUCUAAAAUAGGCACUUGGAGAAGAAAAUCAGAACCAGGCCUACAACAAAAUAAUAUUGGAUUCAUUAUAAAGAAAUCCCAAGAUAGUGAUAUCGAUAAAAAUGAUAGCAGAGGUAAUGAAAAAAUUGAAUUCGAAUGUAGAAGUUGUGGCUCUAAUAAGAUAUCUAGAAAAACUAAAAAUAGUGAUGGUUCUGUCGUAUCCGAUAUUGAAGGUGAAUCGAAAAAGAAAGGAAUAACUGGAAUAAAAUCGAAUUUGGAAAUAAAAAUGUACAACACUAAAAACAUACCAAAGAAGAUAUCGAAAAUAAAGAAAAAUAGAGCAAAAGGUUUUCGUGUUACUUCUGAUACUUCAAGAUUCUAUACAGACUUCUCAACUGAUGUUUCUACAGAAAAUAUUCUACAUAUAUCAGAAUCUAACGAUAGUCUGAAUAUAGAUAAACAAUCCGAUAGUAAAGACAAAUUACAAGUACCAGAGACAAUAAGUAAAGACGAAGAUAUAGAUGAAGAGACAUACAAAAGACUAAUAGAAAAAACGGAUUCGUUCAAAAAGAAUGAAUUAGAGAAAGUUAAAUAUUUACAUAACCAAAAAGUUAUCAACGAAAGUUCAGAACUUGAAGAUAAAGCAUGCAUAGAACAAGAAGAAACAGCAAUCAGUUGCGAUACAGAACAACCUUUGGAACAAAUUAUAUCACAACUUUUAUUAGAAAAUCGUGAAUUCCAAAAACUUUUAAAGAAACAACAGCAAAGAAAUAGUGCCCAAAGGCGACAUCAAAGAUUAUUAAAAUCUCAUUCGAACCCUGAUCAAGUAAUUCUAUCUAGAAGCUUCGAUUCUCCAAGAUCGAUACCGAAGUAUACUCGACAAACAUCAGAGAAUUUAGAAAUAAACACUAAUAAUGAAGAUAUAAUCGAAUCAAAUGAAAUGCAAACGGUAUCAGAUGAUGAUCAUAUUUACGAAACUCUAAGAGUUGAAAAUAGAGCAGAUGAACGUUUGCAUUCUUUAAAUAGUAAAAGUAAAGUAAUACAGCACAGCACACACGUACCUCGACCAAAGAGAUUACCUUCCCCACCUAAUAUAAAUCCAGCAGAAAUACGAAAUAUACAAGAAUCAGACUACGUGUAUUUAUCAUUUAAUAAACAAAAUGAAAUCGACGAUGACGGUAUAUAUGAUGUACCAGUAAAAUCACCACAGAAAGUGAAAUCUACAAAUGAAUCAGAAUAUUACGUUACGAUGGAGAAAAAGGGUCCUCCUAUAACUGAAGAUAUCUACGACAAUCUUAUAGAAGUCUGUAGAAGGAAUAAAGAAGUGCCUAGUAAUUUACCUUGUGAAUAUCUACCAAUGGGUCCGGAACAGCAAAGUCCUAACACUCCAGAAAUCUGGCUAAGUCGACAGAAAGAGCACUUUAACGUUUCCAGAGAUAGGAAAUCUGGUUCACUUCCACGUAGCUUCCAAGUGCCCACAAGCGGUCAGGACGAAAAUAAUCUAAGCUCAUUUAAAUGCAAACCCAAUGGAAGCAGCAAGACUUAUCUAAACAGAGAUGGUAAGGUCAUGAGCACGGACAGACCUUUUACAAUUGCUUCAGACCAAAGUGAACUAAGUUACGACGAUGUAGAAAAUUACAUGAGUGAAAAUGACAUCUUUAAAUUUUGCAAAGUAUCAAAAUCAAGCAAUCCUGAUUACAGUCAAAAUAUCAGUCAGUCUACAUUAGAGCUAGAAGAAGAAAUAGAUAGAUGUUAUAAAAAUUUCGAGAAACUAGACAUGGAUGCGAACAAAAACGACACUUCUACUAACUUGCAAACGAAUUUAAAUACAUCAACAACAUCUUCGUGCGAAGUUCUACCAAUAGAAACGGACGGCAAUAAGACAGAGAACGAAGUAAUACACCCAGAACAUAAAAUUUACAAGCCUACAGCGAAUGUCCUGUCACUUAAAAAUGUACUAAGUCGUUUCAAAGGCAGAAACCCUAACAAAAGUAAUGAAGAAUCCGAGAUAAAUGCAAACGAUUUAAGUAAUUCUGAUAAUAUCAAUAAAAGCCCUACAAAUGAGAAGAGAUCCGCACUUAACCCUAGAAGUUAUUCCAGAAAUCUAUUACAAAGAUUUCGAAGUAUUAUUGGCGAUGAGCCAGACGACAUACAAGCUAAAUAUGAUUUGAAGACAAAACUAUCAGAAGAUCUACAAAAUACUAUGAAAACUGACAUUAAAGUAGUGAUUACGACGGACGCUACUUCUACAACUGCAGAGAGCAUUGCAAAUGAUGUUUUCAGUAAAAGUAUGCAUGAAGGCACCACGAUGACUGAAAGUCAAAGAGAAAAGAAUCAAUUGGAAACACUAUCUCAUAGCUGCGACGAUAUCGUACAGAAAACAGACAAAAGGCCCAAUUACAGCAAAAGUAUUAGCAUGGUAACCAGCACUUCCAGUUCCGUCAGUUCCUCUCCUUUGAAAUCAAACAAUAACUCUCAUCAAAACAUAAACAAAUUACCCAUAUACAUGCAAGGUAGCAAAUAUCUAGGAGCUCGUAUCGCUCAGUCUGAUUACGUAGAUCCAACAACACUCGGCAACGCAAGAAAUACUCUUAAAACUGUCAACGUACUAAUAAAUAAAAACGCGGUCAGACCUGACAGUCUCUUCUCCAACUCUUCUUUUGUAACUUCAUCCAGUGAAAGUACUUACCAGGAGCCACAGAUUAAACAAAAUCAAACCAAAACAACAGACUCAAAACAAAACUCAGAAUCAUCGACACAAAUAAAUUCCGAUGAGAGUUUUUAUGAGAAAUCAUUCGAAAAGAUCGAACACUUCACUGAUGAGGAUGUUUUUAGAGAUUCAGCUGUUUAUUCUGAUCAAGAAGAUAUUGAUACGAGAGAAUGCAGCGACCACAAAACAGUUAACAAAACUAUCAAACGUAUCGAAAGUCUAAAACGCGAAUCAGUAUCUAAGAAAAUUAUCAUAACUAAAACAAGUGAAAAAACAUGCACAAACUCUAAAGUCACAAUAACAACUAACAAAAUCAAAGAAACAACACAAGAUACGAAGAAGAAUGAAAUUAUCAAGUCAAGUAAACCUAAAAUAGCUCCUCCAGUUCCAGUCAAACCUAAAAUCGGGAACAUAACACAAACAGCUGCAGUAAAAAACAAAGAAAUAGUCAAACCAGAGCAACCAUCUGAUUUAACUAACAAAGCAACUAUUAAACGAAAUAUACAAAAAACAUGCCUAUCAAGAUCUGAAUCUAGUCCUACAACAGAAAACGCAAGAAGAAUUAAAGAGAAACCUAAUAUCGAAGAAACGAAAGAUGGUGUCAAUUCUAAAGAAGAUUUAAAAAACAUAAGCAAUAAAAUCAAUCAACAGGGUAAUAUACAAUUAAAACGAUUAAGUUUCGAACGAGCAAGUCUAGAUUCUGCGACACGAAAGAUAAAAUUGCAAACAGAGAAUCGAUCAGAAACGCCUAAGAUCGCUUCAAAAACGGUUUUAGAAAGAAGAAUGGAGUUGGAAAUGAUGACGAAAUCCCAAACGAAAUCAAACCCGGGUAUAAAAAAGACAUAUAAUAAACCGAAAUCGAUUACGACUAAAGUAGCGUCAUUUGAAAGAAGUGUAAGCGAGAAUUAUAAAGAAUUGAAAAUAACACCAAGUAGCAGUUCAGAGAAAGCCAACGUUCCGGUUAAUAAAAGUAGUGUAGAACAAACUGAUAUAUCUGAGGAUCUAAAAGGCAGUUGGGUUAAACAAGUCGUUAACAAAUUCCAAUAAUUUAAAGUGAUAACUGAAUGCAUUUAAAAUUAUUCCGUAUUUUAACAGACAUUUUCUAUAACAAUAUGGACGCAAUAGUAGUUAAUUUUUUAGUUUAUAAAAACUAAACUAAUUUAACGUGUAAAGCGUAAACUAAGCAAUAACUUACUAAGUGCCCCAUCACUGAUAAUUUACAAUAUUACUUCAUUUUCUAUAAUAAGUAUUACAUAUUUUUUACUAACAUACACAGCAACGCCUCUCCCUUCGAAUGAGAUAAAGUUACACUACAUUACGUUGGUAUAGUUCUUUUCAAAUAUCUUGCCGGCUCAAGAUCAUCGCAAUUCACACUUAAAAUUAUUUUGCACAGCUUCUUAAAAGCUGCUAGUAUAUUUGAGAACUACUAUACAAUUUGAUUAUGUUCAUUGUAAAUAGUUUUAUAUCAAAUCUUAUGAGUUGAUAUUCUGUGCCAUAGACAAGAUAGUUCAAUAUCUAUGACAAAACUACGCAAGCGCACAAUGUAUAUAAAAUGUUAAUAUGCUUAUUUUGCUACAUAUUUAUUCAAAAAACGUGCCAUCGUUCAAAAGCAAUAUAUUUACAAAAAAAAAUAUAUUUUCGUGCAAUGAAAUAUCCGAAUCUACUUAAUAUAUUUAUUUUUCUUCUAGUAUUAAGUUUGUUAUAGUUACUAACACCAAAAAGUAGUGUUUUGUUUUUAAUAAUUUUACUAAUUUUAUGGAUUACGUUGCUUUUAUUCUUAUAACAUUGUUAUUUCAACCACAGAUAAACCAAAAUGUUCCAAAUAUCUGUUCCUUUCUAACAUUAAUAUUUGAUAUGCAAUUAUAUUUGAAACUUAAACACAACAAAUAUAUGGAAAUAAACAGUAAUUAUAACCAUUUGAUCUCUUAAAAACAUUAUUCUUAUUUCAAUUUUCAAAAAUGGCGGCAUUAUCACGUUUAAAGCGGCAGAUAUUCUAUUCUCUCAGUUCCUCCGGUGUUUAACACCCGGUGAUGUAACUAUCAUUAUGGCCGUACCAGGCUUUUUAAACCCUGUUUCACUUUAGAAACUAAAAUCCUGUUUUUGCCUUACUUUUUAGAGGAAAAAAUGCUUAUGACAACGUACAUGGGAGCUACAUGCCUCGUGUCACGGGCUCACGAUUAUAAGUCUUUACCAACUGGUUUUAUUAGAUUUUAUUAGUGUUUACAAUAUAAAGAAUUACGUAAACAGCCUGUUUAGUACUUCAUUAUUUACCAAUACCUGGUGCCGCACUGAAUAAGGGAAUUUUGUGUUCAAAUCAAUGUUUGAUUUGUGGAAAUCAAUAGUUUUAAAUGCGUUUUAUCGUAUAUAAAACAUGCAUAAUUCAAUCUUUCUUACUUUAAACAGCCCAAAAAAGAUAUUCUAUAUGCAACACAUUACGUUAUAGCAUUUUUAACUUUUCUGUCCCUUUCUUGACUUGUUACGAAGUCCGCAGUUUCUUACGGCAUCCAACACAUUUUUUUCUGUAAACCUUUUACCAACACUGACCGCAGCUAGCGCGGGGUGUGGUACAAGGUGUGGUACAAGAUCUCUUUCGUCUAUACUUGUUAUUUGCACUUUCAUCGAGUUACGCACAAGAUGUUUAGAGUUGGUUUUUCAACGUGUUAAUGGCCGUUUUCUUUUUGAAUUUCUAUUAAAAAUUGACUUAUAUUUAUUAUCAACAUUCCUCCAUAUUUAAUCUAUAUUAUUGGACAUAUAACA